CAACCCAAUCUAUGUCUCUCCACUUACCAUCAUCCAAAGCCGCCAACAAUUCCCCUAAACCUUCACGCUAGGUCACCUAAAAAUCCUCCAAAAUGUCGUCUCAAAAAGUCGCAAGUCACCGAGAAAACGCCGAGAUAUACCACGGCGAAGCCCUCUGCAAGCAGAAAUCUCGCGAGCUGCUGGAGAAGGUGUCGCUUCCGAAGGGACUCCUGCCCUUAGACGACGUCGUGGAGGUGGGCCACAAUCAGUCCACUGGCUUCGUCUGGCUCAAGCAGAAGAAGAAGACGCAGCACAGGUUCCGCCUCAUCGGCCGCAACGUUUCGUACGAUACGGAGGUGACGGCGUUCAUGGAGGACCGUCGGAUGCGGAAGCUGACAGGUGUCAAGAGCAAGGAGCUCCUGAUUUGGGUCUCCAUCUCAGAUAUCUACAUCGAUGACCCUUCCUCCGGCAAGAUCACCUUCGGUACCGCCGCCGGCAUUUCACGAUCGUUUCCGGUUUCGGCCUUCGAGGUUGAAGAUAAAAAGUAAAAUCUUUCUAUAUAUAUAUAUAUAUAUUUUUUUUUUUUUUUUUUUUUUUUUUUUUUUGCAAAAUAAGAAAAUGUGAAACGUUGUGAAACUGUUUUCGAUGUCUUUUAUGAAUUUACUUUCAGUUUGUGUUAGUGUUUUGAGAUUUGGGGUUUGUUUAGGAAAUUACAGUAAUUACUAAUUAUAGUCUUGUUUGUUAACUGUGA
This is a messenger RNA of Cornus florida, 730 nucleotides long. RefSeq lists its product as uncharacterized. NCBI's taxonomy places the organism in Eukaryota, Viridiplantae, Streptophyta, Magnoliopsida, Cornales, Cornaceae. The record is from RefSeq and is a predicted model, not a curated record. Bases 93 to 527 code for a protein of 144 amino acids. The transcript has a single exon.